Molecule: messenger RNA, 1222 nt
Organism: Solanum stenotomum
Lineage: Eukaryota; Viridiplantae; Streptophyta; Magnoliopsida; Solanales; Solanaceae
Product: xylulose kinase 2-like
Exons: 10
Biological process (GO): xylulose metabolic process
Cellular component (GO): cytosol
Molecular function (GO): D-xylulokinase activity
Source: RefSeq, a predicted model, not a curated record
CUGGAGCUGGCCAAACUUACUGGUUCUCGUGCGCAUGAAAGAUAUGUCGGUCCUCAAAUUCGAAAGAUUUUUGAAACACGGCCUGAAAUUUAUCAGAAUACAGAGAGGGUAUCCUUAGUUAGUUCUUUUAUGGCAUCUUUACUUAUCGGGGGUUAUGCUUGCAUUGAUCAAACUGAUGGAGCAGGAAUGAAUCUCAUGGACAUUGAGCACAGAACUUGGUCCAAGAUAGCUCUGGAGGCUACUGCACCUGGUUUAGAGGAGAAACUUGGGAAGUUAGCUCCUGCUUAUGCUGUUGCUGGUUCUAUUGCUUCCUAUUAUGUUGAGAGGUACCACUUCAACAAAAAUUGUGUAGUCGUUCAAUGGUCUGGAGACAACCCCAACAGCUUAGCAGGGUUGAACCUUAACACUUAUGGAGAUCUGGCAAUCAGUCUUGGCACAAGUGACACUGUCUUCGGGAUUACCACUGACCAUAAACCUAGCUUAGAUGGCCAUGUAUUUCCUAAUCCAGUAGAUACCAAAAGCUUCAUGGCAAUGUUGGUCUACAAGAAUGGGUCUUUGACUCGUGAAGAUAUACGUGAUCGCUAUGCAGAUGGAUCUUGGGAGGUUUUCAAUAUGUUUUUACAGCAAACACCACCUUUGAAUGGUGGAAAGAUUGGCUUUUAUUACAAAGAGCAUGAAAUACUUCCUCCUCUUCCAGUUGGUUUCCACCGCUACAUUCUUGAUAAUUUUACAGGUGACUCCAUGGAUGGAGUAAUAGAACAUGAAGUAGAGGAGUUUGAUCCGCCUUCAGAGGUUCGAGCGUUAAUUGAGGGGCAGUUACUCUCCAUGCGAGCUCAUGCCGAGAGACUUGGAAUGCCUUCUCCACCCAAAAAGAUUAUUGCAACUGGAGGAGCAUCUGCAAAUGAUCAUAUCCUGACAAUUAUUGCUUCUAUUUUUGGGUGCAACGUCUAUACUGUCCAAAAAACAGAUUCAGCUUCCCUCGGUGCUGCCUUGAGAGCCGCUCAUGGUUGGUUGUGCAACCAGAAGGGAAAAUUUGUACCCAUCUCUGAUAUGUAUAUAAGGAAAUUGGAGGAGACAUCCUUAAGCUGCAAGCUUACGGUGCCUGCUGCAGAUCAAGACCUUAUUGACAAAUACACAUUGUUGAUGAAGAAGAGAUUGGAAAUUGAAAAUCGUCUCAUCCAAAGAUUGGGACGUUAGUAAAUUUUCACUCAGGUCAUGUACU